AUGACGACUGAUCAAAACUCUGAAGAAUUGGCUAGAGUGUUGCUUUCAAAAGCAACUGAAAAUCCCUGGCUGAUUCCUUCAAUAGUAAAUCCCGCUCUUCAAGGAGAAAUUUUACUUCACAUACUUAAAAACUGGAGAUCGUAUAAUUCAAAAGAAAAGCUAGCAAUAUUAUUUCUAAUUUUCUGCAUAAAAAGAAGUACUGUAACAACAUUAGAAAAAGAUAUAUCAGAUAUAAUUUUAGAAGGUUCUAAUGAUUUGGAUGAAUGGGUUCGUCUUGUAUCAAAAAUGAUGAUUGAUUAUCCUAAAACAGGCGUACUUGACCUGGCUGUCGAAAAAUACCUUCCUGAAGACAUACGAAAUGGUUUAAAACAAUUGAUCGACAAAAUAGGGAAUAAAGAAAUCAAAUUUCAUCCUGUGGAAUAUGCGUUCAUGGACAGAAAUGUCUGUGAUUCAUUUUCUAUGAUAUCAAAAGAUUCAGAAUCUGAGACAUUCAAGCCAACACCAGCACCAACACCGCCAUCACCUUAUUUUAUUUUAAGACCGGAUUAUGAGAUAUCCAGAGAACAACGAUUAAAUGUAUUAAAUAAUUUGCCAACUGUUCCGAUGUCACCAGGAUUAAUUUCACCAAUAAGCACUACAGGAUUUUUUAAUAUGGAUUCAAAUCGCGCACACACAUUACAAAAUAUCCCUCAGAAUACAAUGGUUAAUCGACAAACACCGUCUCAACAUCCCUCUUUAACACGAAGAUUAUCUCACCCAUACCCAAGAACUAAUCCUUCGCUCCCUGGUCCAAUAAAUACUUCCAGAGGAUUUACUAACGGACCUUCGGGAGCAGAAUCACCAACAGAAAUCAAAAUAACUCAAGGAAAGAAAUAUCAAAAAGAAACAAGGAUUCAGAUUCUAGAUAUAACAACUGGAAGCUCAAUUAUUAGAAAUCAAGAAGAAACUAAACUUAAAACACAAUUGGAGGAGGUGCAAUUGAAAGAACAACCUAGGUUAGCAAAAGAAAGAGAAAAACAAGAAAGAGCAACUGCAAAAGUCGAGGCAAUGGUAGCAGCAGCAAGAACUGAGACGUCUUCUACCAGUACAUCUACAGCUUCUGAAACAGCAAAACGGCAAGGUUCUUCUGGUUACCCUAAAAGGAAGAAGUUAAAUGACGAAACAGAAGAAAUGGGCAUGGAAGAAAUAAUCACUGAAGGUGAAAAUUCCCACAAAGAUACACAAAUAAUGUUCAGCUCACCCAAAUCACCAUUAUCACCGUCGGGUAUAUCUAAUGACCCUCAAAUAAAACAAUCGCCGACCUCACCAAUUAAUGAAAAUGUAGACGAAAAGGUGAUGCAAGAUAUUUUAGAAGAUAAUAAUAAUUCACAAAAUAUUGAUUUAUCAAGUUUAAACAUAAGAUUACCACAAAGGAUCAUAGAAAUAUUGGAUAGCAAAACUAAAGAAGAACGACAACAAACUAUAGAACAUAUAUAUAAAGUAUUGGAGAAAGCAAAUAUGCUUGAUGAGCAAAACAGGGAGUUAAUUAUUUAUUUCUUAGCUGAUCUACAUAAUGAAGUAAAAGGUCAAUUAAUAAAUAUUUCGGAUGGAAUUUCUGGUCCUGAUGAUGAUACAAGGAGGUUGGAUUUGAAUGUAGAAAGGAUUACUCGUUAUGAUGAAGGAAAAGAAAUCCAUGAAAUAUUUAUUUUCGAGAUGAAUUUAGCUGAUGGUACGUGGAGAAAACUUAAGAAAACAAAGACUAAAUUAGUAAAAAAUAAAAUCAUGUAUAAUUUGAUUACAUCACAUAUGAUCAAACAUUACAAAUUUGAUAAGCAAAAGAAACUUAGACUUGAAAAAUCGCUUAAAACUUAUUCAUUAAGAUUUAUUGUGUCAUAUUUCCGUACUACUACUUCUUCUUCACUGUACCAACCAUUACCACCUUUGCCAACAAAUAUGUCAAAUCAUCAUUCUUCCACCACUUCUUCUUCAUAUUCCACUAUUAUGGCCUCACCAUACACACGUGCCAUGUCGAACUAUCCAUUAAAUUCAACAGCAACUGCCUUUGCUUCUGGCUCUAGUACACGAUCUGCUUAUACUUAUUCUCAGACUGCAUCUUCAGACAUAAAUUCAUAUAAAGAUAUUCACAAAAAUAAGCAAUCUAAAUCAAUACCUGUAAAACCAAAACUUCCUAACUACUUGGUUGAGACAAGUUUUGCUGAUUUGUAUAAUGAAGCUGAACCUGAGGCAUUUGCUAAUAACGAUUCUGAUAAACUUUCUUUUGAGGCUCUCGCUUUGCCUACAGCUUGGAAUGUUGAAGAUAAAUGUAAUCAUUUGAACGUGGAAGAAAAUAAACUUAAAGUAAAUUAUACAGGCAGUGGUAAAAGUGAUUCAGAUGCCGCAGCAAUAAGAGCAAAUCAUCCAAUACCUCCCCAAUGUGGAUUAUUUUAUUUUGAAGUAGAAAUUAUAAACAAAGGAAAAGAUGGCUAUAUUGGCAUUGGGUUCUGUACAAAAUCUGUUGCUUUAAAUAGAUUGCCAG
Messenger RNA from Entrophospora candida, 2515 nucleotides. The record is from the annotation of a GenBank genome assembly. NCBI's taxonomy places the organism in Eukaryota, Fungi, Glomeromycota, Glomeromycetes, Entrophosporales, Entrophosporaceae.